Molecule: messenger RNA, 969 nt
Organism: Pelodiscus sinensis (Chinese soft-shelled turtle)
Lineage: Eukaryota; Metazoa; Chordata; Testudines; Trionychidae
Product: olfactory receptor 11A1-like
Biological process (GO): G protein-coupled receptor signaling pathway
Cellular component (GO): membrane
Molecular function (GO): olfactory receptor activity; G protein-coupled receptor activity
Source: RefSeq, a predicted model, not a curated record
AUGGCGAGCCCGGAGCAGGGGAAUCAAACGGCCGUCAUGGAAUUCGUCCUGCUGGGGUUCGGGGAUCUCCCGGAGCUGCAGCCCCUCCUCUUCCUGCUGUUUCUCGCCAUCUACCUGGCGACUGUGGCCGGGAACCUCCUCAUCGUAGUUCUCGUCGUGUCCGACCAGCAUCUCCACACCCCCAUGUACUUCUUCCUGGGGAACCUGUCCUGCCUGGAGACCUGCUACUCCUCCACCAUCCUGCCCCGGCUGCUGGCCGGGCUCCUGACGGGCGACAGGACCGUCUCCAUCCCAGCCUGCCUCACGCAAUAUUAUUUCUUUGGUUUCCUGGCUGUUGAAGAGUGUUACCUCCUGGCGGUGAUGUCCUACGACCGGUAUGUAGCCAUCUGCAAGCCGCUGCACUACGCCGCCCGUAUGAACGGCAGGUCCUGCCUCCAGCUGGCAGCGGGCACGUGGCUCGGCAGCUCUCUGGUGGCCGACAUAACCAUAUAUUUAAUGCAACAACUAACUUUCUGCGGCCCCCAUGAAAUUGACCAUUUCUUCUGCGACUUCAUCCCGGUGGUGAAACUCUCCUGCGGGGACACCCGGAGGAUGGAGUUUGUCACCACCCUGCUGGCCGCUGUGUGCACUCUCCCGCCGUUUCUAUUGACCCUGGCAACCUAUGUCUGCAUCAUCUCCACCAUCCUGCGCAUGCCGUCCACCACCGGGAAGAGAAAGGCCUUUUCCACCUGCUCCUCCCACCUCACCAUGGUGUCCGUUUUCUAUGGGACCCUGAUGGUUGUCUACAUGCUCCCCCAAACCGACACCCUGCGAGCCCUGAACAAAGUGUUCUCCGUCUUCUACACCGUCCUGACCCCUCUGGCCAACCCGCUCAUCUACAGCCUGCGCAACACGGAGGUCAGAGAGGCCCUGGGGAAAGUUCUCACAAAGUUCUCGGCUGGCAGAAGGGCUCAGACCUUCCUGCUGUAG